AUGUCUGAAGAAGAUAAAUCUAAGAAAUUGGAAGAGUUGUUGAAACUUUUGAAGGUCCAUGAUGGUGAUUUGUCGAAGUUCACCUCUCAACAACGUAAGGAUAUGAACGAGUAUAAGUUCUGGAAGACUCAGCCGGUUACUAAAUUUGAUGAAGUGAUCAAGAAAGAGGGGCCUAUUGAUUCCAGUAAGAGACCAGAGGAUAUUCCAGACACACCCUUGCCAUUAUUGGGAGAUUUCGAGUGGUGUACCGUUGACGUUAAUGACGAAAAACAGUUGGAAGACGUAUACGUGUUAUUGAAUGAGAACUAUGUCGAGGACAAAGACUCUACCUUCAGAUUCAAUUAUUCCCGUGAUUUCUUGAAUUGGGGGUUGAAACCACCUGGCUGGAAAGAGGAAUGGCAAGUCGGUGUCAGGGUUAAAGAAACCAAGAGACUUGUUGGUUUUAUCAGCGCUAUCCCAACCAACUUACAAGUUAGAGGUAAUGAUGUGCGUAGUGUCGAAAUUAACUUCUUAUGUGUGCACAAGAAGUUGAGAUCAAAGAGAUUGGCGCCAAUUUUAAUCAAAGAAGUUACCAGAAGGGUGAAUAAGUACGAUAUUUGGCAAGCCUUGCACACUGGUGGUGUGGUUUUGCCCUCGCCAGUCAGUUCAUGCCGUUAUGCUCAUAGACCACUAAACUGGUCAAAGUUAUACGACGUUGAGUUUACUGCUUUGCCAGCAAACGCUACCAAAACCCAAAUGAUUGCUAAAUAUACUUUACCAAAGACUCCAAUCUCUAACAUUAAACUAAUGGAGGAAAGACACGUUGAUGAGGCCUUUGAACUUUUCAAUAAAUACCAGCAAAGAUUUGAAUUGAGACCAAACUUCGAUAAAGAAGAGUUCAGACAUUGGAUCUUGACCAGAGAAGAUGUUGUAUAUUCCUACAUUAUUGAAAACGACGAGGGUAAGGUGACAGACUUCGUCUCGUUUUACUCCUUGCCGUUCACGAUCAUCAACAACCCAUUGUACAAGGAUUUGGGAAUUGGUUAUAUGUUCUAUUAUGCUUCUGAUGCCGACUUCGGAUACGACAGAUUUAGCGCAGAGGGCACAGAAAGAUUAAGAAAGAGAUUGAAUCUGUUGAUCAACGAUGCAUGUAUUUUAGCUCGUAAUUUGAAAAUGGACGUAUUCAACGCUCUAACUUCCCAAGAUAAUGCGUUGUUCUUGGAAGACUUGAAGUUCGGGCCUGGUGACGGGUUCUUAAACUUCUACUUGUUCAAUUAUAGAUGUUUCCCAAUCACUGGUGGUAUCAAGGAAGACCAGACCUUUGACGUGGAAAAACGUAGUAAUGUUGGUGUUGUCUUACUGUAA
Molecule: messenger RNA, 1344 nt
Organism: Kluyveromyces lactis
Lineage: Eukaryota; Fungi; Ascomycota; Saccharomycetes; Saccharomycetales; Saccharomycetaceae
Gene: NMT1
Product: glycylpeptide N-tetradecanoyltransferase NMT1
Exons: 1
Coding region: 1-1344 (447 amino acids)
Biological process (GO): N-terminal peptidyl-glycine N-myristoylation
Cellular component (GO): cytoplasm
Molecular function (GO): glycylpeptide N-tetradecanoyltransferase activity
Source: RefSeq, a predicted model, not a curated record